UAGACCGCGCGAAAUAAGUCACGUUUGUUGAAAACGGUUGCAGCUCCUUUUCUGGCUCUGCGUUAUUCGAAAACGAUUAGUUUACUGAACUUGACUUCGUGUUUGUUUUGACGCACUGUGCUAGUGGAUGUCAUCAAGUCGUACUUAUUUUGUAAAUCUAAAAGCACCAGCUUAGAUUCGCUGGAGAUCAACGAGCUUUGCGAAGAGAACUGAUCAUCAUCUUCAUCGAUAGCUGAGAUCUACCCGAAGAAAAGUCACAUAUGUUUCGCACAGGAUAUCGCGGUUUCAUUUUUAGGCUCGAAUCGCAAUGACCUGAUUGUCGGGGGAAAAAAAUCGGUGCUUUGGUUUAUAUUAGAGGUUUGGCCUCAAGAUUGAUUUGUGCAUAAUUUGAUGGCACUUCACCCCUCGGGUGUUUAGUAGCUUAUUAUUCGUCUGUUAGAUUUCAAUUAAAAGCAACUGGACUUGAUUUUUCGACUUGCUGAAGACGUUUCGCCUCUUAUCAGUGAUAAGUCUUUUGCUGGAAGGCUAACUAAUUAGGCAACAUUAAGAAGAACACAACUUUGUGGUGCUACUCCACCAUGUUAGGCAUUAUGGAUAAUCACCCAGACACGGUCAGGAAAUGUAAAACGGAGGCUUUGCCUCCGGAGGGUAGGAAGAGGACUGUGGAGGAUUUCAAUAAGUUUUGCAGCUUUGUCCUGGCCUAUGCUGGGUACAUUCCACCUCAAAAAGAAGAGAGUUCAUGGUCUCCAUCGUCUUCGCCAUGUGCACAUGGGUUGUCCGAGCUGUCUGGUGAAGAGUCAGGGAAGGACAGCUGGACAGGCAGCCACUCCAACCUCAGCAACAACACUCACAACUUUGUCUACAAAGCUCAGACUGACAGCAAUAGUACAGAGUUCUGCAAUGCUCAAUCGGACAGCUCCUUAGACAAGAUGAGACUGAAAGACUCUAUGAACCAAAUCCAUCUUCACAGCAAAACUGAGAGGAAGAAGGUGAAGAAACUCAGCCGGUUGUCUUUAGGAGGAGUGAGAAAAAGCAUUUGUGGUGUUUCAGAGGCAAGAGCGCAUAAACAAUCCAAAGUGGGGCUGAAGAAAAUUAAGAGAUCGGUAAAGGCUGAGAGACAUUUUACAUGCACAAGCCCUGUGAAUGAGGGGCUUAGAAUGGAGGAGGGGCUGAUGGAACAGGUUGUUGACAUGCAAGGGGCGGCUCUUAAACUGGAGUCCAAUCCAGAAACAGACCUGAGUUCCUGUGAAACUGACACAUUGGUGACAGAUGAGGAUAUUAUGGUGGAGUCUGGUGAUGAUUCGUGGGAUUUGAUUACUUGUUAUUGCGGAAAGCCUUUUGCUGGUCGACCCAUGAUUGAGUGUGACGAGUGCUCCAUAUGGGUCCAUCUCUCCUGUGCUAAGAUUAAGAAGUCCAACGUACCUGAUAUUUUCUACUGCCAUCGAUGCAGGGACUCUCGUAGCUCCACAGUCUAAAGAGACCACUGAGAAUGAGUGUGGGUACAGACCCUGUGUGUGUUUGUGAAUGGAUGCAAGAUGUUCUUAUACCUGUUCUCUCUUUUUUUUUUUUUUGUUUAUUUUCUGAUCACUAUGAAUUAUGUUUGCUGUUAAAUAAAAAAAAAAAAAUUGAUUAUAAAACUCCCUUUGUUCUGUGUUGAUAGAUGUCUGGUGUGGUUUAUUACAUUAUACCAAAAAUGGCUUCACAAGCUAAAAUUCGUGCACUUAUUUUUACUACUGCACACAAAUGAACUCAAAAAUAAUAUUGGUGUAAAAAAUAUUUGUGCACUACGCCAUAUAUUUUAUAUAUGUGGAUGAAUGACUGAACAUCUCUUGGCCCUGUGUGUUAAAGCAAACUGUAGCUCUAUGAAAUAGAUUUGCUUUUAUGCAUUGCUUCAGAUAAAUGUGGUACUACAAUGGUUGCAUUUUAAUAUCUUUUUUUUUCUUCACAAUGGCUAGAUGGGUGACUGUGUGUGUGUGUGUGUAUAUAUAUAUAUAUAUAUUAGUAUAUAUUGCAAUACUACAAAUUAUAUUACUAUAUUAAAUAACUGAAUCCCAUGUACAUACAUCCGUUAUAUCAACUCUACUUCCAAUGAAGAAGGACUCUCAAAUAAGGGCCUCUAAAGUGUUAUCAAGCCAGUGUUUCUCUGUCCUGUUCAUGGGGGCCCCUAUGCACUGUAUAUUUAAGGUUAUCUGACACACCCAAUUUAGCUCAUAGAGGACUGUACUAGUGAUCUGAUGAGUGGAAUCAGGUGUGAUAGAUAAGAGAGACUUCCAACAUGUGCAGUGCUGGGGUUCCCCACGAGCAGGACUCAGAAAUAGUUCAAACAGAUUUUUUUAGUAAUGUCAGUUUUUUUUUUCUGUAAUGUGCUGCAUUUUCUCACUUCCAUUGUUACAGGUAGUUCUAAAAAAUAACCUUUGACCAUUGUAAAGCAGAUAAUUGUUUGAUUUUUGAAGUUGCAGUUCACAUUUAAAAGUAAUGACUGGGUUUAGUAAAUCUUUCACUUUUGAAUUUAGAUACAUUUUCUGACUUUGUACAUCAAAAUCAAUGGUAGAUUUUUCUUAAAAUUGAUACAAUUAUUUGUUGUAACCAUUUGUAAUUAAUCUUGCUUUGUAUAUGUGUUCUGUCCUGCUCAUCCCUAUGUAAAUAGAUGUAUAGGUGUAUUGGAGGAUGAGGAAAUGCUAUAUUUUUCUGACCAUUUACACUAGAAAAAUCUGAAAAUAAAUGUUCUUUUAAAGUGAUGUCAAGCAUUUGA
Molecule: messenger RNA, 2752 nt
Organism: Myxocyprinus asiaticus (Chinese sucker)
Lineage: Eukaryota; Metazoa; Chordata; Actinopteri; Cypriniformes; Catostomidae
Product: PHD finger protein 23A-like
Exons: 5
Coding region: 579-1475 (298 amino acids)
Biological process (GO): negative regulation of autophagosome assembly; negative regulation of autophagosome maturation; positive regulation of protein ubiquitination
Source: RefSeq, a predicted model, not a curated record